Molecule: messenger RNA, 2198 nt
Organism: Strongylocentrotus purpuratus (purple sea urchin)
Lineage: Eukaryota; Metazoa; Echinodermata; Echinoidea; Camarodonta; Strongylocentrotidae
Exons: 8
Coding region: 587-1645 (352 amino acids)
Molecular function (GO): protein binding
Source: RefSeq, a predicted model, not a curated record
GGGGGGGGGGUCAUUCAAUUCAAAGUGGGGCACACGAUGAAAACACGUCGUCAUUAUGUUCACUAGCGCGGCGAGGGGGCUUUGACUGAAAUCGAAACGGUUUCAAAGUGAACACGUAUUCUGGACAAAGGCCUUAAUAAUCAAAGUCUGUUCGGCAAUAUUUGUUUGAAUCCCCUACAAAACACAAACAAAAUUGUUUUAAUUAUAAGGUAAUCCCGAUAUUCAAGAAACACGAUCGCAACGAUUUUCAAGAAAUAAACCUAGGUCAAUUUAAAGUGAAGAAAUCUUCCCUUUUUAAUGGGUCGGGAUUUGAGCGACCCAGUAGAACAUAGCACUGAUGUGAACUAACCCCUAAAGAUCAGUGGCACAUUCCAUGUGAAGUACGAGUAUGAUCAGAGUAGCGCCCCUCCCGAAUUUGUAUUCACUACAAUGCUCGAGAUGCAAUAGUACCAAGGAUAUUCGAGGCUUGCCAGUUCACUUCGGUCAGCGUUUCGCACAGUUCGAUAUCGAAUGUUCGUCGCAUUGCAAGUGUUUUUGAACAAGAAACAAAGUCGCUUAACCGCCUGUUUGUGAAUUAAUAUUGAGUAUGGAUGGGAACACGUGCUGUAAAGGAGCGGAGCCAGUUGAAGAAGAGGAACAGGUACCUGACUGUAGCUGUGCUCCAGAAACAGGAGAAGAUGAAACGGAUGAGAAAACGAACCGUAUCAUGCUGCAGUACGACGAGGCAGAUGCUGAUAAACUCACUUCUUUUGGGGCAAAGCUGAGCACCAAUUCCGAGGGGGAACAUCGAUUGGUCGAGGUCGAAGAAGAUGGACUGGCCAAACAACUCCAUCUGAAGAAUGAUGACGUAAUAAUUGAACUGAAUAGUGCUGAUGUGACUGACGUAUGCUACGAGUCAUUGCUUCUGAGCCUUCAAGAUCUUGGCACUCAAGUUCAAUUUGUUGUCAACAGACAAAAUGAAGGAACGCCUCAACAGGGCCGGGUUCACUUUCGUCUUGGACCAGCCGAGGGAGAUGUGGGAUGUGGUGAAGCUCGCAUUGUUUACAAGCAGCACAACGUUAUAGAUGUACCGACUCCUUGCUUGGGUGUUAUCAUCGAGUACUUUGUACUGCCACUGGAAGAGGCUUUCGUGCCACUUGUCGUAUAUGUUCUUGACACAGCAAAACAAAUAAACCUGCAGAUCACACAGCGGAGAAAUGUCAAUCAUCUAGAUAUUUCGGCAUCUAGUGCUCAAUUCACGUCAAAUGCUGCAACGGUGUGUAUGUAUGAAUACAUACAAGUGAGCUCGCCCACCCCAGCUGGGACCAUCACGGCUUAUGCUUCAGUCCCAACCCAACGACAGUACGGAGUUAGAUUCAGUGGGAUUGGUGCUGGACCCCUUCAAGUGAGGGCCUUUCCACGCCUGAUGAAGACCCAAGGACGUCGAAUCUUAGCAAACAGGUUCUUCUUUUUGCUGAAUAUUGAAAACACCACUGUGGACAUAACACCGGUGUCAAUUCGGGGUCUUCAUGUUACUUCCAACUCCAGUGACCAAGCUGUGCUAAGCUCAUCAAUCAACAGCAUGUUGGAAGUGGCCAAUUCAUCUGAUUGCUCACGGCAGUGCGUCUUACAAAGAUCAUGCCAUGGCCGCGAUUCUGACGAGUAAAGGCUUGUACAGAUAUGGCGCGGUCAGUAAACCGCCACAAAGAAAGCCGCCAAGGUUUUGCCGCGUCAAACUGAACGGGUCUUGAUUGUCUCAUUAAUUGAUGAUAUUAAAUGACUUUAUAAUGAUACAAAUAAUGAUGAUAGUAAUCAUAAUCAUCAUAAUAUUAGUAAUAAUAAUGUAUUGAUAAUAAUAUAAAUAUAAUAAUUAUAAAAACACUGAUAAACGACAAAGAUGUUUGUUCGAAAGAUUGUGUCAAGUUAAUUUCAAAUGCCCAACUGGGAUGUUUUCACUAUUACCCUUUCAGAAUAAGAGUUUGGAGACCUCAAAUAUUUGUCUUUCAUACGUUUUAAGUUACAAUAUACUAAUUACUUACUUUAGCAGUAGUAACAAAAUUAUAUCCAAGGGUAGUUAUAAUCAUAAUUAAAAAUUAAUAUGAAUAUAAAUUAUACUUUUACUCGGCUAUACUAGUUAAAAGAUCGCUUAGUAUCAUUUAUACAGGACUGUGUUAUCAGUAUCAUCCUCGUAAUAUUGAAACAACUUUUGUUUUUCUUUU